Messenger RNA from Patella vulgata (common limpet), 3495 nucleotides. RefSeq lists its product as uncharacterized. The transcript has 12 exons. The coding region runs from base 500 to 2440 and encodes 646 amino acids. NCBI's taxonomy places the organism in Eukaryota, Metazoa, Mollusca, Gastropoda, Patellidae. The record is from RefSeq and is a predicted model, not a curated record.
GAAGGUCAGUCAUUUUGGAGGCAUUGAUCUUUAUGGAAUGUCGCGUUUCAUAUUAGUCUUGAAAUUGUAUUUUGUGUUUACAAUGUGACAAAGACAUGUCAAUGCGCAAUUCAGAACAAGCAAAACCAACGCUUCUUUAAAACCAACAAAAGGAAUAAGAUAUUAAGAGACCUCACGGAUAUUUUAAAGGAUUUUGAUGUACUUGUAUAAACACCUGCUAACGAAUUCGUCCGUCAGAUUUUCAGCCCUUUUCAUUACUGGUGAAAAUCGAAUGUGCCGGUCGUUGAAAUAAGACAAAACUACUAUUAGUUUCGUUUCGUGAGGUACAGAAUGACUGAAUUUGAUGUUAAAUAGGUUUUUAUAUCAUGAGUAUCCGAGUGUUUCUGAGAAGACUGUUCAAAUUUACCGUUAAGUUAAUGAAAUGUCGAAAAGUCAGCAGAGUGUCCAGAAGGUGUGGAUGCUGCUCCACAUAAACCCAAAUUAAACUGCUGGGGUAAACAUGAAGAACUUGAAAUUACGGAUCUUGGUGCUGCUUUGGAUGUUUUUCGUGGUGACGCGCCAGCAUGAGUCAACAGAUUUCACCUGUGAAGGAUAUUUAACGAUGAUUGAUAGUGGAUACCAAUAUGGCGUGAAGGAUAGAGUUGAUUUCACCUUCAAUAUAGCAUUUACAUCCAUGAAUACAACCAACCUCACCAUCAAUAUACACGGCGAUUCUCUACAGUUUGAGAGUGAAAUAUCUCAAGUAUCUAUGGCAUGGAAUAUUGUACCCAGUGACGGCGAUAACACGACUCUUUCACCCUAUCUUCACGGUUCUACCACUACGGAAGAACUGGCCUGGACGUCAUCAGUUUAUCAAAUAAAGAUCAACGACUUUCCGGAGAGCUCCUGGAAUUUCACCGGCAACUUCACAGCUGUAGUUUCAGACGCAGCUGGACCAGGAUCACUGGUUCGUGGCAUCAUCGACCUGAAAUUCAGCAUUGACAAUGAUUCGUACUCCGACCAGUUGGUAUCCGACUACGUCUACACCCUGCCAUUAAGGAUCUGGCCAGUUCCUCAUAACGGCUCCUUAACCCUUCAAGACCCCCUGCUGAAUGAAGUCUAUAUGACUUUCACCGAGGGUACGGUUACACCGAAAGUCACUGUAAUGACACCGUUCGAUAAUUCAUCCAAAGAAGUCACCAUUACCAUGCAGAGGAUUUCAGCUAACGCAACACACGGAAUCAGCGAUAGCGAUAUAGAUUCGCUGACAUCGUCCUAUCCGUAUUUCCGUUCCACUCCGGAGACCUACCAGAAUGACAUUGGGAUAAUACAGCUUCCGACUGUAUCUCGAACGGACCAGGAUGUGUAUAACGAGUCUGAGAUAGCCGUUAAGGUGAGAGGUCGCUUGGAGGAUUUUACGGAUAUUAGUAGCGUAAGUAAGCUGGAUGUCGGACUCGGGGUGAUGUUUGGUAAGACGAUGAUCUGGGUGUCUAAAACUGUAGCAGAUAUCGGAGUCGGUGUCCAGCCUGGUGAUAGAAGACCGGUCCUGUCAUUAGACAUGUACCAAGUGUGUGUUAUACCUAACCAGGAAAGGUUCGAUGUAACCGUGUCUAUAGUGGGUAGACAUACCUCCGCCUCAACAGCUACAGCCUAUAAUGUAACUCUCUUCCUGUAUGCCAUGGACAGUAUGACACACGUCUCUUAUGCCUUGAGUUUGGCCAAAGGUUAUAGAAGCAAGUGGAAUACUUCAGGAAAUGUUCGAACAUAUGAGGUGGAACGAAUAACGUUUAGUACACCGAUGCAUACAUCUGUUGUGGAACAGAUAGACAUGUCAACAGUUGCUAUGCAACAAGCUGAAGAUUUUGUUGUGAUGGCUGAAAUAGGGUACACAGAUCGCUGGGUCAAUGAUGUAGAAUUCUGGUCGGGGCUUCAAUAUGUUAAACUAGAUCUACCUAGAAGAUGUGCUCAGAAACUGAGCUGGACUCACUCGACCAAUUGUUCCUGCAUCCACAACUCUACCCUGACCAGCUGUGGUUGUUGUGAUGCUGGAGCGUGUCAAUGUGGAGAGAGGAACCCAGGUAUCUGUUUACCAUGUGAUAUUCUGACGUUGUGUGAACCUACCAUUGCUGGGUUUGUCGACUAUUACAGUUAUUUAGAUGAUUCUGAAGAAUCGACAAUAGUGUGCGAUGCUUUCCACAAAUACAGACCAGGAAGAAAGGAGACAUCCUGUUAUCGACAGUUUAAUAAUGGACAACCCGAUCAAGCGUUGCCAGCAUCGGUAGCAGUUGUAUUAGGCGUGGACAUGAUAACCAGAAUCUUGUAUGGUAUCUCUAACCAUGGUCUGGCCUACGUUCGAUCGGCUGAUGGUGGGUUGACUUGGAUAUCAAUAUCGCCUACACUAUAUUCCAACAUGGCGACUACAGGCCAUUUUAAAUUGUCUUCUCUUGUCAACAUUAACUAACCAUUUGAUGUAAAACUACACACGUAGUCAGAAUGAGGACGCUAUAGGGAGCUCGAGCAAUGUUAAAGAUCCAAUAUUUCAGACUAAAAGACAAAUAUAGAUUCUUUGAUUGGCAUUUAGUAAUUGAACAUAUUAACUCAAGGUACAAUUUUAUGGAUAUGUGAAUAGUAGGCAAAUAUACUAUUCACACACCUGUAUCAUUUGCUUGAUAAAUACGAGAGUAUCCUCGUGGAAACGUCGCUUAGUAUUUUAAACUCAGCAAUUGUGUAUCCAUAAAAUUCUAUCUUGUGUUGACAAAUAUAGAUAUUUAGACCGUACACUAUACUGCUUCAAAAUUGUUAAAUUUAUGGCCAUAUCUAGUCGUCAAUAUUGAGUUCUUUUGAUUUCACAUCGAUAUAUUUAUUUCUCUAAAACAAAAAUACACGGUAAAUGAUAAUAUGGACUUUUAGACUUUAGAUCUAUAUAAAGUAUUGUUAUAUACCAAAUGUAGAUUGUUCCAAAAUUGUUAAGUUUAUACCUAAUGUAACCUAUAGCCAUAUAAAGUUUAGAAUGCAUUCUAUUCAUUUCACAUCAACAUUUUGAUUUCUCAAGUUACCCAAAUCAUUUUAAUUUCUCAAAUUAUCCUUUUGAUUUCUCAAAUAAUCCAAACACAUUUUGAGUUCUUAAAUUACCCAAAUCAUUUUGAUUUCACAAAUUACCCAAAUCAUUCUUAUGUACGAAAUUCCCCAAAUCAUUUCAAUUUCUCGAAUAGAUAUACGCCAAAAAUAGAAUUUCAGACCUUGCACUAACACAGUGGUCUUACCAAAUGUAGAUUGUUCCAAAAUUGUUAUAACUGAUAAACCCUAACGUAACCCGUGGCCAUUUAAAGUCCAUAUUACAUUUUAUUGAUUAAUUUACCUUUUGAAAAUAAAUACGGUAGGUGGACUUAAUUGAAUAGAUUUUAUUUUACACCCCAGUGACUGUCUGGUGAUAAAUAUAACAAGGGAGCAUCCUAAUUUGUUAGGUUUAACGAAAUGAAUGUAACUAAGCCUUGGAAUAAAAUAGUUGAUACACAA